This is a messenger RNA of Penicillium argentinense, 957 nucleotides long. RefSeq lists its product as uncharacterized. The record is from RefSeq and is a predicted model, not a curated record. NCBI's taxonomy places the organism in Eukaryota, Fungi, Ascomycota, Eurotiomycetes, Eurotiales, Aspergillaceae. The coding region runs from base 1 to 957 and encodes 318 amino acids. Gene Ontology annotation, biological process: regulation of transcription by RNA polymerase II. The transcript has 2 exons. Gene Ontology annotation, molecular function: transcription coregulator activity. Gene Ontology annotation, cellular component: mediator complex.
AUGCCGAUCACAGGAGUCUACUUCAUCCCUGCUACAACUUCAACCACCCCAAGUGCAAUGGAGCACAUAACACAGCGUCUAAAAUCAACUUUCAAAGAAGCAGACCUCAUCCCCAUCGGCCGGUGGGUCAUGGAACAAAAGAUCAUGCGCGACACACCGGGCCUGCUCCCACACACAAACCCCAAUGAGAAACCUCCAAAGCCACGAUGGAUGCAAUUCCUCUCAUUAAGCCACUACAAAAACCACGGUUUCAUCUACACAUCCGAGCCACUGGAAAAACCAUUCCACCCGCCUAACGCAGCUUCGCCCGUACCUUCAGCAAUGCCCGCGACGAACGCAGGUGAUACUUUGCCCAUGAUCAUGGCGACGAUGUCGCACUCAGCCUGCAAAACCAUGUUCCAGCAUUUUUCGUACGCUUGCCAGCCCUUCUGGGCUCACCGGUUGACGCUCACGGUGCCGAACGGUGUUUAUUACGAUGUGGGCGACUUCCGCGUGCGAGUCGGUGAUGUUCGUCAGACUUUUCCGUCGCUUCGGGCACGUGGGACGCUUGUUGAGAUUGAAUGGCGUGGUCCGUCGAUGAUUGAUUCUUUUACUGCGACCGUUGCGAGUAAUGGAGAGAAUUCCGAUUCUGGCGUUGAUGUGUCCUUCUCUGCGCUUGAGGAUGCUGAUGUCGAUGCGGAGUAUGCGGCUACGGCUUUGCUUAUUCGCGAGUUUUGGCAGAGGUUGGGGGUUGAGGGGGCUAAGGAGGCUAUUCUGGUUCCUGGGGUUGGGAGUGAGGUGAAGGAGCAGUUGGCGAAGGUCAAGAGUGGGAAGCAUGUUUUUGACAAACGGGCUCAAAGGGGAGAUGCUAUCCUUAAGAAGCUGGGAUUAAGCGAUUCGACCGAGCAAGAUCCGGAUCCGCAGGCUGGGGUGGACGUUGCUAGGCAGUACAUGGAGGUUUUGCGGUUUAACCGGUGA